This is a messenger RNA of Plutella xylostella (diamondback moth), 2683 nucleotides long. RefSeq names its product very long chain fatty acid elongase 7. Gene Ontology annotation, cellular component: endoplasmic reticulum membrane. The record is from RefSeq and is a predicted model, not a curated record. Lineage: Eukaryota; Metazoa; Arthropoda; Insecta; Lepidoptera; Plutellidae. Gene Ontology annotation, biological process: fatty acid elongation, polyunsaturated fatty acid; fatty acid elongation, monounsaturated fatty acid; very long-chain fatty acid biosynthetic process. Gene Ontology annotation, molecular function: fatty acid elongase activity.
CUGGCAUUCUUCGCUUCAGUACAAAAAUGUUGAAGUUGCAUUUAUUUAAUCAUGUAAAAGUGAUUCUAUAGUGUAUUAUACAUCUUAAAUAUUGAUUAGAUAAUGGAUAAAGCUUUACCUACAUAUAAUCUAAACUCCAGAUAACGUUAGUUAAGUGACGGCUAUUUUUAUAACCUAAAUUAGUCAUCAAUCAUUGGGUGGAGGAAAAUCUAUUCGCUUAUCGGCUUUUGGCUGCAGCGAUUAGUUUCCAUUCAAUUUCUUAUUAGCAAAUUAUUUCUGGAUGUUUUCUGCAAAGGAUCGGGAUUAACACACAGAUUCGUGACACAGAGAACUGAGAGUUACCAAAGAUGGAGAGCAUCUCGAGCUGGUACCGGGACCUCCUGGACAACAGGAGCGACCCUCGCGUGAAGGACUGGGCGAUGAUGCAGUCCCCGCUGCCGACCAUCGGCGCGUGUCUCUGCUACGCGCUCGCGGCGAAGGUGAUCGGCCCGCGGCUCAUGGCCAACAGGAAGCCCUUCGACCUGCGCCAGGUGCUCGUCGUCUACAACCUGGCACAGACUGUCUUCAGCGCCUGGAUAUUCUAUGAGUACCUGAUGAGCGGAUGGUGGGGCCACUACGACUUCAGAUGCCAACUCGUAGACUAUUCUAGAAGCCCGAUGGCUAUGCGAAUGGCCAACACAUGCUGGUGGUACUACUUCAGCAAGUUCACGGAAUUCUUCGACACUCUGUUCUUCGUGCUCCGCAAGAAGAACGAGCAGGUGUCCACGCUGCACGUCAUCCACCACGGGAUCAUGCCCUUCUCCGUGUGGAUGGGACUCAAGUUCGCACCAGGCGGUCACUCGACGUUCUUUGCUCUUCUGAACACGUUUGUGCACAUCGUCAUGUACUUCUACUACAUGGUGGCGGCCAUGGGGCCCAAGUACCAGAAGUACAUCUGGUGGAAGAAGUACCUCACCGCCUUCCAGAUGGUCCAGUUCGUGCUGAUCUUCAGCCACCAGCUGCAGGUGCUGUUCCGGCCGUCGUGCCAGUACCCGCACGUGUUCGUGUACUGGAUCGCGAUGCACGGCUUCCUCUUCUUGUUCCUCUUCAGUGACUUCUACAAGGCGCGCUACACCAAGCCUGGCCAGCGCAUCGCUAAGAACGGACUUUGCAUGGCUGUGAUGGACGACUCUGCGAGCCCUCUGAACGGCAAACACUACAAGCAGGCGGAGGGCUCGGAGGUGCCCAACUCGUACGCAUCCUCAUCAGCAGAUGCCUUCGUGCGGCGGCGGCCCGUCUCCUAGCCGCUGACACACACUUCCAAGUGAACUGCGAAGCUUUAAGCCCAAGGAUGUUUCCUCCGGGGACACGACACGAGUGCCCAAGGACUUUGCUAUACCAAAUAUUUCGUAGUCGUGAUUCUGAAUUUCCACCUUAGUCCUCCAAUAAGUUUAGGAACCCCCCUGUCACCGUGUUGUUUGUAGGAAUAAUUUGGUCCCGAAGGUGUGAGAGAAUUGGAAUGGUUACUUUGUUUUUCUGUCGAUCCGAAACUGUAAGGUGUAUACUGAAUAACAUUUUAUAUGUAUGUAUAUCUCUUUGAGAACAAACUAGGUGUAAAACUUUAACAAAUCACGUUACAGACUGAAGUUCUUUAUAUGCACAAACAUUUACUGAAGUUCAUGAAAUGCCUUAAGUAUAUAUUUUUCUUAAGUACAAAACGUGUAUUCAGUGUAUUUUAUCGAAUGUUGUUGUCUUAAUAUAAAUAUUAAAAAAUAUAUCGCGUUUUGGCGAUGCGUUGUCUUCAAAUUUUUAGAAAUCUGGAAUAUUAUAUCUGUUUAGUUAUGAUUAUGAUUUAAUCAUAAAUGCUACUUAAAUAAUUUUGUUUUUACGCAAUGUUAUUCUAAAUACAGCCAUAUUUCUCAUGGCACUGAGGGAAAGCAAGUCCCUUAUAAAGUACAUUGUACCCUGUGUAUCAUUAGUUACCUUCGUCUCAAUGCAUACUAUAUUACGGUGGGUAAAAUGUUAUUCGGGCAUUUUGUAAAUAUAUUUUAGUAUGAACAGUAUUUAGCUUUUAAAAAUGCGCAGUACCUAUAAGUUUGUUGAGAUUUAUGAAACUAUAAACCUGUAACAGUUGUCAUUUGAUCAACUAUCUGCUUUAGCAAAUUUUAUAAUCUUGUCAACGAACUUAUAUCCUGCAAUUUCAAAUUAGUUUAAUUGAUUAUGAAUGCUUAAAGUUAGUGGAUAUUUUUGUAAAUAUAUUUUAUACUUUAUUUUUAGAAGUUAACAGUGCAAAGUUUGAGUUGUAUCAUCAGAUUUUGAGGCAAUCCAGUGUCAUUCGCGAGCUGCAUUUGUUUUUAUCGAUUUGUCGCCCUUAGCUCAAACAGUUUUGAACUUUUGAUACAGUAUUUCUACGGUACGUUUACCUCACAACAAUUUUGAUGUUAAUAUUAUUGAUUGCAAAGCGGCUGAGCUUUUCAGCACGAUGUGUUUGUCUUCACAAUAUUGGAUAAAAUUGUAGGUGUAGAUGGGGCCCUGUUUAAUAUACCUUGUCUAGUAUGGUGGCCUCGGACCGUGAGGUGGCUGCUUGGAGCCUGCAGGGGCCUCGGCGUGAGGCCCGCUAUUCCACAUCUGUGCUCAACUAUUUGCCGCGUAUUCACUCUUUUGCAGAACUAUUUAUUAAUUUAAUAAAGGAUUUUACAAAAUG